AUGGAAAAGAGAUUCGACGGCCAAGUUGCUGUCAUUACAGGCGCUGGCGGCGGGCUCGGCCGCGCCUACGCGCUGGCCUUUGCAAAGAGGGGCGCGAAAGUUGUGGUGAACGACUUGGGGGUGGCACUGGCUGGGGAUGCAGCAGCAGCAGCAGCAGCAGCAGCUGCUGCAGCAGCUUCGCCGCAGCAACAGCAGCAGCAGCAGCAGCAGCAGCAGCAGUGGGUGUGUGCAGGCAGCCGCCCCGCGGACUUGGUGGUGGCGGAGAUCCGGCGCGGGGGCGGCGAGGCCGUGGCGAACUACGAAGACGUGGGGGAGGGCUGGAAAAUAGUAGCAGCAGCAAUUAAGACUUUUGGAAGAAUUGACAUUUUAAUCAACAAUGCGGGAAUCCUCAGAGACGCUUCCUUCGCCAAAAUGACCGAACAGGACUGGGACAGAGUCAUGCACGUGCACCUGAAGGGGGCCUUUGCAUGCACGAAGGCCGCGUGGCCGCACAUGGUGCAGCAGAAGUACGGGCGCAUUAUAAACACGGCCAGCGCGUCGGGACUUUACGGCAACUUUGGACAGACCAACUACAGCGCUGCAAAGAUGGCGCUGGUGGGCAUGUGCAAGACUCUCGCGGCUGAGGGCCAAAAGUAUAACAUUAAAGUCAACUGUGUGGCUCCUUUGGCGGGAACGCGCAUGACUGCGGGGGUGCUGCCCCCCCAAAUUCGAGAAGCCCUCAAGCCCGAGUGCGUGGCUCCUGUGGUGCUUUACUUGAGUUCGAAGGAGUGCAAUGAAACCGGACAAGUGUUCGAGGUGGGGGCGGGCUGGGUUGCUGCAGUGCGGUGGCAGCGGAGUCAAGGAAAGACAUUUCCUUCGAGUUUCACUUUGGAGGACUUGAGCAAAGAAUGGAAAACUGUUUUGGAUUUCAAAGACAAAGUUUCUUACCCAAGCUCUCUCCAGGACUCCCUCAUUAUGGCGUCGCAGCAAAUAGUGUCGGAAGGAAAGGCUGCUGCUUCCGGCGAAGAAGGCGCAGCAGCGCCUGCUCCUGCUGCUGCUGCUGCUGCAGGCAGCUGCUCGAAAGCCGAAAAGAUCUUCAAAAUGCUUGCUGCUUACUUGGAACUUGACAAAGAAAAGACGCAGCAGCUAAAGACAAAAGUUAACAGCUGCUUCCUCUUCGAAAUUGCUGCUAAGCAGCAGCAGCAGCCCGUGCUGCAGUGGACCAUUGACCUGCGCCAAGACGGAGAACAGCAGCAGCAGCAGCAGCAGCAGCAGCAGCAGCAGCAGCAGCAAGUACUUGGUUGCCCCCCUUUGUGUGAACAAUGCCGAACACGUGAACUCGAGUUGAAUGUCCAAAUGCACUGCUGUGCUUUCCCCGCUGCUGCUGCCGCUGCCGCUGCUGCUGCUGCUGCUGCUGCUGCUGCUGCUGCAGAGGGCUGCGCGAAGGCGGGCGUGUGGGGCGCAGCGGACGCGACGUUUGCCGUGGGAGAAGAGGCGUUUUGCAGGAUUUGUUUGGGAGAAUUAAAUCCCCAAGUUGCGUUUUUGCAAGGAAAGAUGAAAAUAAAAGGCAGCAUGGCAGCAGCAGCAAAGUUCACUCCCCAGCUCUUCCCCCCCAUUUCCCCCGCGCUGCUUUCCCUGGAAGCCGCGGAGGCCGUGCGCCAGUUCCUCAGCAGCAGCAGCAGCAGCAGCAGCAGCAGCAGCAAGCCCGCUGCUGCUGCUGCUGCUGCACCUGCUGCUGCUGCUGCUGCGGGGGGCCACACUCUCAGCCAAAAAGCUGCGAAGCUGCAAAGCGCAAAACUCUUUCCUUUUCUUAUGGACCAUCUCAAGUCCCCCGCAGGCGCCAAUCUCGUCAAACAGGUGGGGUGUAUCUACCGCGUGGACCUGCUGCCGAGCACAGGGGAAGGGCCCACUUGCACUUUUUAUAUAAAUCUGAAGCAGCAGCCGCCGCGGGUGUGGGAGAGCAGCAGCAGCAGCAGCGAGCCCUACGACUGCUGCUUCACUCUCAAAGACGAAGUUUUUUUCAAACUUGCAACUGGACAACUCAACCCCCAAAUGGCGUUUCUCCAGGGCAAAAUGAAGAUCAAAGGCAGCACCAAAGCUGCCAUGAAGUUCACCAGAGACAUGUUCCCCAAGAUCUCCAAACUCUAG
Messenger RNA from Eimeria tenella, 2127 nucleotides. RefSeq names its product peroxisomal multifunctional enzyme type 2, putative. The record is from RefSeq and is a predicted model, not a curated record. The transcript is spliced from 10 exons. Bases 1 to 2127 code for a protein of 708 amino acids. Lineage: Eukaryota; Apicomplexa; Conoidasida; Eucoccidiorida; Eimeriidae. Gene Ontology annotation, molecular function: oxidoreductase activity.